Messenger RNA from Sitophilus oryzae (rice weevil), 4027 nucleotides. Its product is annotated as cilia- and flagella-associated protein 61-like. The record is from RefSeq and is a predicted model, not a curated record. The transcript is spliced from 24 exons. NCBI's taxonomy places the organism in Eukaryota, Metazoa, Arthropoda, Insecta, Coleoptera, Curculionidae. The coding region runs from base 96 to 4013 and encodes 1305 amino acids.
CAUUGUCGUUUUUGACAUCUAUUAGUGAAAAAGUGAAUAUAUUUAUGUAAUUUUACCAUAAUUUUACUGAUAUUUCUGGUAAAAAACUUUCUAAAAUGGAUAAAAGCCAGACUCUUUUCACCCGAUCGUUGAGAUCGCUGCCCAAAUUCAGUACCAAAUCAAUGCCAUCGCUUGAUAAAUCAAAAUUAUUUAUACUCUCGCCAAAAUGCGUAAAAAGAAUUGACUUAGAACAAACGAAAAACAUAGCAAAAAUGGUGGAUAAUAGAACUGAAGAAAUAUUUGGGCCAAUUGAAUCCGUAGAAGAAAUAUUGCAUACCCGCUAUCUAAGUCUUGGGGUUGAGGAUGAGCAUAACCAUCUUGUUGCCGCCAUAACGUUCCAUAAUUGCCCAAACAUACCUGCCAUACCACCGUGGGAAUGGAACCAUUGGUUAUACAACAUUUACGAAAUAUCAGAGUCAAGCACUAGAGAUACCUUCUGGAUCCACCUCUUCGUUUUCGAAGCAAAAUUCGAAACGAUAUUCCUCAAACCUAUUAUACAACACGUGUUCAAUUUUUACGAACACAUCAACAAUAUCUUCAUGGUUGUGCCACCUGAGGCGGGUAUAGUAGAGUGUCUGGAAGAUGUGGCCACGAAGAUAUAUCCCAAAGAUUGCAGAAAUCCAACGUCUAGUCAAAAGUUAUACCUCAUCACUAGAGACUCAUUUAUGUUAAAAUAUAAAAUACGAAGAGCAGUAGAAGAAGACAAUGACGAUUUGGUACCGCUGAUAGCAUUGUAUUCUACGAGACUAACUGAGCUUUAUGGAGAGUACUAUAUCGCCGAAAUAUUAACAAGGCACAAAGACUCAGGGCGCCAAAUAAUAGUGGCAGAAUACGGAGGAUGUGCAGUGGCUGUCAUGAUUUUAAACGAAGCUGUCAACUACGAAGUACUGAACGAAGAAUUUGAACUUGCCCCUUUCAACGGUUUGAGAACGCGAAACGAGGAGGAUUUUAUAGAUCUAGAAGUCCACAGUCAAAUUGACGUAUUGCAAUCGACAACAGAUUUAACUGAAGAAGUUCUGACAGAGAAAAUAUCGAAGAAAAUGGACAACCCCGCUUCGAACAAUGAGUACUUGGUGAGCGUAUCCGAAAGUGACAGUGAAUACUCGUUAAUCCUAACUACAUCGGACUUAUUUGUCUUUGACGAGGAGGAGGAAGUACCAGAUGUUCUAGCGGAAGCAAAAAAUGCAUAUAAAGAAAUGGAGGAUUCUGUUUCAAGUUAUGAAAUUAUCAAAGAGAUAGAAAAGGUGACAGCAUUUGAAGUGGACCCCAGAUUGACAUACGUCGACAUGAUGGAGAGGGUAUCUAGAAUAUCUACCAUAAGCCGUAUGGUCAAAAUGCCAAAAUUUGUCGGUAGAGGAAAUGCUUUCUGUAUUGAGGUUGCCGCCUGCCAUCCUGAUCAUCAGUACAGUUUACAAUUGGUUUUAAGAGCUGUAUUUGAGUGUUUUCCUGAAAGAGAUUACUGUAUAAUGAGCGUUCCCAGCUCUUGCAUGUUAGAAACUUGGAUGUACAGAUUCAUAAGAGUGACGCCAAGAGCAAAUGCUUCAUUUCCCUAUGAACUCUACGUCUUACAUAAGAGUUCUCAUUUAGGAAAACUCAAAUGUAGAGUGACUAGAGAAGAAGAUUUGCCAGAAAUUCGUACUCUGUUAAGUACUAUACCAACACAUGCCAUCGUUCUGUCUCAUGUUGAAAUUUGUCUUGAAUUUGCCGUCAGUCCUUAUCAAUGUUUCGUAAUACUUUGCGAAAACCAUGUCGUUGGAGUAGCAGUUUUCUCGGAAGAAUACAAUAUCGACUACAUCGAUGCGCAGUAUGAUAUCAAGCAGUGGAUUAACUUGAAAUGUAUGCGCAGUGGAUCGUUUGGCAACAUCGAAAGCCUGGUUCUAUCCCCCAUAUUUCACAGCGCUGCCAGGUACAUUAUGUCGGAUUUACACAGGUUAUCCGACUAUAAGGUUUUGUUCUAUAAAUAUAGGAACAUUGAAAAGGGAACGUUCAAAGAAAAACCGUUAGCUAACUUAUUGCAAUGGUUAAUACCCAUUUUGCCUAGGCAAACUCCAGAAUACGACUACGAGAUGUUAAAAGAAGAAGGUUAUGAAGUAUCUGAAGCUCUGCAAAGAAAGGACCCGUACGCGCUGUAUGCAAGUACUGUAGCGCAUAGCAGCAUGAAGCGACUAUGCAUCAACUCAAAAAUUGUUGUAGUUGGAUGUAGCAACACCGCAUACUCAUUUCUCGAAUCGUUAUUGCUGCAUAAUAAAAACACGAAUUAUGUGUACACCUUCAAUAACGUCAGUCUGGUGUGCCAGAACGGUUUGAAUCUGAGGCUGCCAAAGAAAGUAAAAGAGAUGUUCUCCGUCCAGAAGAAUUUCAUAACCGAAAAAUAUAUGGACAUGGUCAAUCUCAAAUCGUACGUCCAAGUCGUGAUGGGCAAUCUGUCAAAAAUUGACAGAAAGGAACAGUAUAUUGUUAUCAAUGACCAUUCUUUGCUGAACUACGACCUGCUGUUCCUAAUGUGCGGUGAAAAAUUCCAGAAGCCUUUGCAAGACUACCGGAUGCCUUUUGCCGAAAAUCCCGAAAAUGUGUUCGUUAUAAACUCACCCACCGAUGGGAACAAGGCGAUAAUCAAGCUGAAAGAAAUUAAUAGAACCGAUAAAUGUGAUGAUAAAAUUAUAGUUUAUGGACAUUUUUUGCAAGCGUACACCUGCCUAGCCGCACUACUGGAAUUUGGGAUACCCGGUUCAAAGAUCAUACUAGUCGAGCCCUUUCCAUACCUCAUGAACAUUGACAAGAAAAGAAGACACAAUAUAUCGGUUUUCAAUGAUCCAGACAUUUACCAUGCGGUUAUGGAAUUUAUAGAAACUCAAGAAAUAAAGGUUUAUUCUUCAUUUUAUUUCAUCAAUUGGCGAUACAACGAUAAAGAAAACAUAGUGACCAGCGUCAAGUUCGAAUCGAAACACAAAAUGUUAGAGCUGGACUGUCAGGCUAUAUUCUUUUUUUACGAGAAAAGCAUCAGCCCUAAAGUGUACCAGGUUAUUAACCAAGCUGGCUUGGUAUUCGAUGGUCGUUUGGUGGUAGACAAUUACUCUAAAACAAACGACGAGCGUAUCUACGGUGCCGGUACUCUAACCAAAUACUCCAGAAAGUACUUCGCGGCCAACGUGGUCCAUAAAUUUUUCAAUCGAGUGGAGAUCGGCCAGAAACUCGGUCAGCAAAUUAGAAAUAUGCUUCUGCCAGGGUUCGUUAAGAAGUCUGAUCCCAAAAAACAAGGAUGGAAUAUCCAUUUGGAUAUCAGAGACCGGUUAGUGCCUAAAUAUGAGAUGCCUAUCAUGAGAUACUGUAGAUUGCCUGGAGGACUGUACUAUUAUUCCGUUGUCAAACCAGGAAGAAGAAUACCUCUGGAAACAGCCAGCUCUAUGGAAAAUUAUGGACAAGUGUUUAUUACAGGAACCUGCCGAAAUCUGGAAACCCAAGGAUUCUUCAAACUGCAUUUUAACGAAUACAGCAGAGUUGAAACAAUUACCUGUUUGACAAAAUUUCCAGUCAACAUCAAGAAUAUUUACUGCCUCUGGGGCAAGCACGAAAAACUCCUCAACAAUCUCCAGCUUCGUUUUGAGAUGGUGCUGAUCACGGACUUUUUCGAAUACUUUAAACAGCCAUGGGCAUAUGCUUUGUACCACGAUCGAUUUGACAGUUUAAUAGAUGAAUUAAACAAUCUAAUGACGUCUUCAGUGGUACCAAACGAAGAAUGCUUGAUUACUGAAAUUAUCGAAAUGUAUAAAGACCGCAAAUGGCAACAUCUUACACCAGAACAACAAGAGGAAAUCGAACUCAAAUUUCCAAGUAUGCUCUAUCCGAAGAUAGUCGAACAAAAAGUUCUUGAUUUUAUUCAACAGAAUCUACAGUAUUUGCCGAUGUAUGCUCAUCCUUUUGUGAUUAGAACUAUAUUGGAAGGAUAUGACAAAAGUCCACUGUUUACUAAAUAAAGUUUUAAGUAAGA